AAGUCGCGUAUGUAUCCAACUUUUCUAGUUGGAUAUAUUGUAGUAUUUGUUUAUGUGUAUUCACAAAUACAUCAUAGAAUACAUUGUUCAGCUCCACUCCCAGUCCCAGUUUCUCUUUGAAAUUUUCAGGAAGGUAGAUAAAAUGAUAAAAGUUAGAUCUGUACAGUUAAUCUCACGGUGGCUUGGAGAUUGGAUUAGAAGAAAGAGAGGCAAUAUAAGCACAGGGAAUUAAUUCAUUGUGCAGCUUUUGCCAUAAUUUAGGUAUGAGUUAGAAGAGCGCAAUUGAAAUGUGGCUGUGGUUGAUAGAAUUUAAAAAAAGGAAAAGAUGUCAGAAACUUUAGAGAGGAGUAAAUAGCACUUUGCUGGCCAGUUGAAGGUGAGAGAUCAGGGAGACGAAAAUGUCAAAGAUAACUUUUACGGAGAAAUUUUCUGUUAAGGUGGAAAAGAAUUUAAAGGACCAGUAAUUACUCAGAGUUUGCUUAACUGCCUUUUCUUUUCAGUGCCUCUUUAAGGCGGUUAUCAACAAACCUGGUCAGUCAUUAACUGUAAUAAUCAUUGUUUCUGAACAGUUAUAGAUGAUAAAUGGAAAUAUAUUUAGACAUUUGCUUCAAGAUUCUAGUCAGCCUCCAGCCCUUCAAGAAAACAUUUUAUAAGUGAUUUUAAUUAGAAGGAGCUCAUGAGUGUGAGAAACCUUGUAUGAAGCCUAGAAGAAGAGAUAAUGACAGGAACUAAAGCUUUGUUAGGUUCAUGCUGCCUGAUAGCUGUUAUAUGCAUAUCACCCUCCUUUCACAUACUCCUUUUAUAGUUGUUUCUUUUUCCUUCUUCUCUGUCCUCUUGGUGUUUUGCUUCACAGGGCGAUUGGAAGGGAUAAUUAGCAAUACUUACUGGAAUUGGUACAUGACCAGACAUAUACUUCAUGCUUAGUAAAUGUUGGUUGGACCCUCCUCCUCCUGAGUACUGUUAGCAACAACAACCUGGUCUUAAAAAAUGUUUACUCACAUAUUUAUUAUUUAAUAUAGAAAAAUAAUUCUUGAAAGCCUACUGUGUGGCAGAGACUGUGGUAGGCAUUUGAAGAUAAUUGUAAGCAAGAUGUCCUUGGCCUCAUAAAGCUUAAAACCCUUCAUAGAAUCUUGGUUCAUGUUAUAUAAUUGUUCACCUGUUUUUUUACUGUCCUGUUUUAGAGUGAAAAUAUUAGAAAUUACAGAGCUACACAGAUAAUGCUCUAGAGUAAAUGACAUCUCAUCCAAACUACUGAGAGUUUAGAACCUUCUGAUAACUUAAGAGAGAUUCUCCAAAAUGUGGCCAGAUUGCAAGGAGUAUCAAAUAUGAGAAAGCUAGGCCAUCUGAAUAACUUUACUAAGCUUCUUUGUGAUAUUGGCCACAGUGAAGAAAAACUAGGCUUUAACUAUGAGGAUAUCAUAAUUUGUUUGCGGUUAGCUUUAUUAAAUGAAGCAAAAGAAGUGCGAGCAGCAGGGCUACGAGCGCUUCGAUAUCUCAUCCAAGACUCCAGUAUUCUCCAGAAGGUGCUAAAAUUGAAAGUGGACUAUUUAAUAGCUAGGUGCAUUGACAUACAACAGAGCAACGAGGUAGAGAGGACACAAGCACUUCGAUUAGUCAGAAAGAUGAUUACUGUGAAUGCUUCCUUGUUUCCUAGUUCUGUGACCAACUCAUUAAUUGCAGUUGGAAAUGAUGGACUUCAAGAAAGAGACAGAAUGGUCCGAGCAUGCAUUGCCAUUAUCUGUGAACUAGCACUUCAGAAUCCAGAGGUGGUGGCCCUUCGAGGUGGACUAAACACCAUCUUGAAAAAUGUGAUCGAUUGCCAAUUAAGUCGAAUAAAUGAGGCCCUAAUUACUACAAUUUUGCACCUUCUUAAUCAUCCAAAGACUCGACAGUAUGUGCGAGCUGAUGUAGAAUUAGAGAGAAUUUUAGCACCCUAUACUGAUUUUCACUACAGACAUAGUCCAGAUACAGCUGAAGGACAGCUCAAAGAAGACAGAGAAGCACGAUUUCUAGCCAGUAAAAUGGGAAUCAUAGCAACAUUCCGAUCAUGGGCAGGUAUUAUUAAUUUAUGUAAACCUGGAAAUUCUGGGAUCCAGUCUCUAAUAGGAGUACUUUGCAUACCAAAUAUGGAAAUAAGGCGAGGUCUACUUGAAGUGCUUUAUGAUAUAUUUCGUCUUCCUCUACCUGUUGUGACUGAGGAGUUCAUAGAAGCACUACUCAGUGUAGAUCCAGGGAGGUUCCAAGACAGUUGGAGGCUUUCAGAUGGCUUUGUGGCAGCUGAGGCAAAAACUAUUCUUCCUCAUCGUGCCAGAUCCAGGCCAGACCUCAUGGAUAAUUAUUUGGCACUGAUACUCUCUGCAUUUAUUCGUAAUGGACUUUUAGAGGGUCUAGUUGAAGUGAUAACAAACAGUGAUGAUCAUAUCUCAGUUAGAGCUACCAUCCUUUUAGGAGAGCUUUUACAUAUGGCAAACACAAUUCUUCCUCAUUCACAUAGCCAUCAUUUGCACUGCUUGCCAACCCUAAUGAAUAUGGCUGCAUCCUUUGAUAUCCCCAAGGAAAAGAGACUGCGAGCCAGUGCAGCCUUGAACUGUUUAAAACGCUUCCAUGAAAUGAAGAAACGAGGACCUAAGCCUUAUAGUCUUCAUUUAGACCACAUUAUUCAGAAAGCAAUUGCAACACACCAGAAACGGGAUCAGUAUCUCCGAGUUCAGAAAGAUAUAUUUGUUCUUAAGGAUACAGAGGAAGCUCUUUUAAUUAACCUUAGAGAUAGCCAAGUCCUUCAACAUAAAGAGAAUCUUGAAUGGAAUUGGAAUCUUAUAGGGACCAUUCUUAAGUGGCCAAAUGUAAAUCUAAGAAACUAUAAAGAUGAACAGUUACACAGGUUUGUACGAAGACUACUUUAUUUUUACAAGCCCAGCAGUAAAUUAUAUGCCAACCUGGAUCUGGAUUUUGCCAAGGCCAAACAGCUCACGGUUGUAGGUUGCCAGUUUACAGAAUUUCUUCUUGAAUCUGAAGAGGAUGGGCAAGGAUACUUAGAAGAUCUAGUAAAGGAUAUUGUUCAGUGGCUCAAUGCUUCAUCUGGAAUGAAACCUGAAAGAAGUCUUCAAAAUAAUGGUUUAUUGACCACCCUUAGUCAACACUACUUUUUAUUUAUUGGAACACUUUCUUGCCACCCUCAUGGAGUUAAAAUGCUGGAAAAAUGCAGUGUAUUUCAGUGUCUCCUUAAUCUUUGCUCCUUGAAAAACCAAGAUCACUUGCUAAAACUUACUGUUUCUAGCUUGGACUAUAGCAGAGAUGGAUUGGCUAGAGUCAUCCUUUCCAAAAUUUUAACUGCAGCUACUGAUGCCUGCAGACUCUAUGCAACAAAACAUUUAAGGGUAUUAUUGAGAGCUAAUGUUGAAUUCUUUAAUAAUUGGGGAAUUGAGUUGUUAGUGACCCAGCUACAUGAUAAAAACAAAACGAUUUCCUCUGAAGCUCUUGAUAUCCUCGAUGAAGCAUGUGAAGACAAGGCCAAUCUUCAUGCUCUCAUUCAGAUGAAACCAGCAUUAUCCCACCUUGGAGACAAGGGUUUGCUUCUCCUGCUGAGAUUUCUCUCCAUUCCAAAAGGAUUUUCCUAUCUGAAUGAAAGAGGUUAUGUAGCAAAACAAUUGGAAAAGUGGCACAAGGAAUACAACUCCAAAUAUGUUGACUUGAUUGAGGAACAACUCAAUGAAGCACUUACUACUUACCGGAAGCCUGUUGAUGGUGAUAACUAUGUUCGUCGGAGUAACCAAAGAUUACAGCGUCCUCACGUCUACCUGCCUAUACACCUUUAUGGACAACUAGUACACCAUAAAACAGGCUGCCAUUUGUUGGAAGUACAGAAUAUUAUUACAGAACUCUGUCGUAAUGUUCGUACACCAGAUUUGGAUAAGUGGGAAGAAAUUAAAAAACUGAAAGCAUCUCUUUGGGCCUUGGGAAAUAUCGGCUCAUCAAAUUGGGGUCUCAAUUUGCUACAGGAAGAAAACGUGAUUCCAGAUAUACUAAAACUUGCAAAACAGUGUGAAGUUCUUUCCAUCAGAGGGACCUGUGUAUAUGUACUUGGGCUCAUAGCUAAAACCAAACAAGGCUGUGAUAUUCUAAAAUGUCACAACUGGGAUGCUGUGAGGCAUAGUCGCAAACAUCUGUGGCCAGUGGUUCCAGAUGAUGUGGAACAACUCUGUAAUGAACUUUCAUCUAUCCCAAGCACUCUAAGUUUGAACUCAGAGUCAACCAGCUCUAGACAUAAUAGUGAAAGUGAAUCUGUGCCAUCGAGUAUGUUCAUAUUGGAGGAUGACCGGUUUGGCAGCAGCUCUACUAGUACAUUUUUCCUUGAUAUCAACGAAGAUACAGAGCCAGCAUUUUAUGACCGAUCUGGACCCAUAAAGGAUAAAAAUUCAUUCCCUUUCUUUGCUUCUAGUAAACUUGUGAAGAAUCGUAUCUUAAAUUCGCUUACUUUGCCUAACAAAAAACAUCGUAGUAGCAGUGAUCCAAAAGGAGGGAAAUUAUCAUCUGAAAGUAAGACAAGCAACAGGCGAAUCAGAACACUUACGGAGCCCAGUGUUGAUUUUAAUCAUAGUGAUGAUUUUACACCCAUAUCCACUGUACAGAAAACAUUACAAUUAGAGACUUCAUUUAUGGGGAAUAAGCACAUUGAAGACACUGGUAGUACACCAAGCAUUGGAGAAAAUGACUUAAAAUUCACCAAGAAUUUUGGUACAGAGAAUCACAGAGAAAAUACAAGCCGAGAGAGGUUAGUAGUAGAAAGUUCAACGAGCUCACAUAUGAAGAUACGUAGCCAAAGUUUUAAUACAGACACUACAACAAGUGGCAUAAGUUCAAUGAGCUCAAGUCCUUCACGAGAGACAGUAGGUGUAGAUGCUACAACUAUGGACACAGACUGUGGAAGCAUGAGUACUGUGGUAAGUACUAAAACUAUUAAGACAAGCCACUAUUUGACGCCACAGUCUAACCAUCUGUCUCUCUCCAAAUCAAAUUCGGUGUCCCUGGUGCCUCCAGGUUCUUCUCAUACACUUCCUAGAAGAGCACAGUCCCUUAAAGCACCCUCUAUUGCUACAAUUAAAAGUCUAGCAGAUUGUAACUUUAGUUACACAAGUUCUAGAGAUGCUUUUGGCUAUGCUACACUGAAAAGACUACAGCAACAAAGAAUGCAUCCAUCCUUAUCUCACUCUGAAGCUUUGGCAUCUCCAGCAAAAGAUGUGCUAUUUACUGAUACCAUCACCAUGAAGGCCAACAGUUUUGAGUCCAGAUUAACACCAAGCAGGAUCGAUUUUAAAAAGAAGCAUGUCGGGGGAAUCAGGAGCUUAAGACCUACAAUAACAAACAACCUUUUCAGGUUCAUGAAAGCCUUAAGUUAUGCAUCAUUAGAUAAAGAAGAUUUAUUGAGUCCUAUUAAUCAAAAUACCCUGCAACGAUCUUCCUCAGUGCGGUCCAUGGUGUCCAGUGCCACAUAUGGGGGUUCAGAUGAUUACAUUGGUCUUGCUCUCCCGGUGGAUAUAAAUGAUAUAUUCCAGGUAAAGGAUAUUCCCUAUUUUCAGACAAAAAACAUACCACCACAUGAUGAUCGAGGUGCAAGAGCAUUUGCCCAUGAUGCAGGAGGUCUUCCAUCUGGAACUGGAGGUCUUGUAAAAAAUUCUUUUCACUUGCUACGACAGCAGAUGAGUCUUACGGAAAUAAUGAAUUCAAUCCAUUCAGAUGCCUCUCUGUUUUUAGAAAGUACAGAAGACACUGGACUACAGGAACAUACAGAUGAUAACUGCCUUUACUGUGUCUGUAUUGAAAUUCUGGGUUUCCAGCCCAGCAACCAACUGAGUGCAAUAUGUAGUCAUUCAGACUUUCAAGACAUUCCAUAUUCUGAUUGGUGUGAGCAGACUAUCCAUAAUCCUUUAGAAGUGGUUCCCUCUAAGUUUUCGGGGAUUUCUGGAUGCAGUGAUGGGGUGUCUCAAGAAGGCUCAGCUAGCAGCACCAAAAGCACAGAAUUGUUACUAGGUGUUAAAACAAUUCCAGAUGAUACACCAAUGUGCCGUAUACUCCUUCGCAAAGAAGUUCUAAGAUUAGUCAUUAAUUUGAGUAGUUCAGUUUCAACUAAAUGUCAUGAGACUGGGCUUUUAACAAUUAAAGAGAAGUAUCCUCAAACAUUUGAUGACAUAUGCCUUUACUCUGAGGUUUCCCAUUUGCUGUCACACUGCACAUUCAGACUUCCGUGUCGGAGGUUCAUACAAGAAUUAUUUCAAGAUGUACAGUUUCUACAAAUGCAUGAAGAAGCAGAGGCUGUGUUGGCAACACCACCAAAGCAACCUAUAGUUGAUACAUCUGCUGAAUCCUGACCUCAUAUUUAUGAUGGAUAUAGAUACAUACUAUAUAUAUUCAUAUUUGUGGAUUUCCUAAAAGCCUCAGAAAAUACGACUGACUAGGCAGCAAAGACAGGAGUAUCUUCUGUACACUGUUCCGCAGUUACUGGUACAUGAACAGUUGGAACUGCUGACUUUCCUAACCAAAACAACUUCCUUCUCUCCUUUGUUGAGCCUUUUGAGGGGUUCAUGAUUCAUUACCACAGUUUUAAGAGUUUUAGUUACCAUUGUAUGCAAGAGCCAAGCACUGAAUACCUACAUAGGUUUUCUAUUUUCUUUCAUUUUAAAAGCAUAAUGACAGUGGAACAAUAAUGGGAUAUGCAGAAGCACCCUUCACAAGUUAUUUCUGAAUGAUUUUUAGGGUAAAUAUACAGAUGCCUUGUUUGUUAACUAACUUGUGGAAAGCAGGAAUCAGUGUCUCUAAGGCUGCAUCCUGUUACCACAAUGGGGUGUGCUAUAACUGCUGGUAUUAGAGAGGGAACUUUGGCCCUUUCACGUUUUUCUUAAUGUUUGUAACACUACUUCAGAGGUUUAUGACCUCAAAGCAGAAGAAGAGCCUCAACAACCCGGGACUUAUAAGUUAUUUUUAUGUUACUAGACUUGCAUAAAGAUUCUUGUUUUCCAACUCUUCAUUUUGUUGCAAUGUGUUAUUACAGGAUAUAUGAACCAAUUAAGGUUUUUCACUACAGUUCUUCAAUAAAAUUUAAAAAUCAUUUCUUAUUUUAAUUAAAAAUAUUUCCCAUUUAUAGAAUGCAUAUAUUUGCAAUGGACUUCCACUUUCAUCAAGUUUCCAUCUCAUCACUUUAAACAGGAACUUGAACAAGCACUGUUAGUUUAGACCUAAAGGAUAGGAAAGCAUUAAAUAAUACUUUGGAUCUCCUGAGGAAAAGAUAAGUUUGCUUGCAAUUUACACAUUCCAUGGGGAAAGAAGAGCCAUAUUUCCUUAAAAAAAACAUUAAUAAAGCUUGUUAUUAAGAAAAAUUGUAGUGAAAAGCCUUAAGUACCAAAUUUUAAAGCAGCAGUAACUUAAUUUUUCUAUCAGUGUUUUUGUUUUGCACAAACUAAAUGCAGUGGUGGGUGGGUUUAUGAGUAUAUUAAUUGCCUUUAUCCAUUUGUGAAGUUAAGUUGAUGAGGGCAAGGUUUUUGUUUGUUUAAUUUGUAUAUGUCUAAAGGUAUUUGGAACUUUUUACAGGAAUUAAACAUAUAUGCAAAUUUGUAUAUAAAAAUAGCAUGGCCAUCAUUUGAAUGCUUGUAAAUGAAAGGAUUAUCUUUUUUGAGAUCUAUAUAUAAAUAGAAAUAGAAAAUCCAGCUGGACUGAUUAGGAUUCUUUUUUAAUUCAUUUGUGUAUAACAUUUUUAUUACAAUUACACAUCAGUUUUGACACAGUCAUAGCAACAUUAAUAUUUUCCCAUAAUGCAGAUCCUUUUUGUAAUGGGCUUGUUCUUUGAGAUCUCUGUAAAGAACCCUGUGAACUAGAAAACAUAACUCACAGAGAUACUUUUUUAAAAAAUUUAUUUACUGGCACUGAAAGUUCCAGUUGGGAUGAAGCAUUUCAUCUCACUUCAUAACACCUCUUUGACUGCACUUCAGUGAAUUGUUCUUAUGUGCACUGUGUAGCAACUUACAUUAUAACAAAGCAGAUAAGGGCUGUAAGCUGCUGCUUAUAUUGAAAAGUGGUUCUUCAGAUUUUCUCUCAUAAAAUCCAAUUGAAGAUAAAUAAUUUUUUUAUACUUUAUCACUGAACCCAUGUGUUUAUUUAAAUGUCAACAGUACUUCUAAGAACGUUGCCUGUCAUCGUGAUCUUUGGUCUUGGAUAACUAAACUGCCUUUCCAGAGAACCAAAUGUCAGAGUUACUAGACCAAAUAGUGGUUAAAACCUCCAAAGGAAGUAAUGUAGUAAUCUUAUUCAUAAUGGGAUUAACAUAUUUUAGACAUUCAUUUUAAACACUACCUCAGUUAAUAUAGAGUAUAAAAUCUGUGGUUUAAUCCCUCAAGAGUUAACAGUAAUUUUUUUUUGUCUUACACACACACACACACACACACACACACACACACACACACACACACACACACACACACACACACACACACACACACACACACACACCCACCCUCCCCCACCAUCACUAUCCCUGUACCCUCACCUUGGUCAUCUAUCCUGAAAUAAGGCUUAGUUAGUAUUGGCCUGAAUGUUUUGUGUGUUUUUUUUUUUUUUUUACUGUUACUUUGAAAAAUAUGUAUGUAUACCUUAUCAUAUCUGCCUAUAUCACUUACUUUGGGGAGAUACUCAGAGCUUUGUGGUUAUCAGUAUACUAAAAAAAAAAAAGUCUACACUUAAAUUUAUAGUGCUAUUUGGUUUCUCCAUGAUUUCACUGACAGGUCUAAUACAUUUUCUUUGAGUACUUGUUUGUAAAAAGUAGACUUUAUGGUGAAAAACACAUGCAGUGCCAAGUGAUUAACUUAGGUGUUUAAAAAUAUUAAAUUAUAGCAGAAGAGGUUAGGAAUGAUAUCAGCAGUAAUAGAAAUAAUUGAGAAAAUCAUCUAUAAAUAAUAGAUAUUACAGACUAUAGAAUACCAAAAUAAUGUCAAUACUGUAGUUUUUAAAGAUUUUAGGAUUAAUCUUAGUCCAUAUAAAUUUGUACUAUUGGUAAUUAUUGAAUAAUUGGGAGGAAUCUGGGCAGUUGUGCUGGUUGUAAACUGUGAAUUUCUAAUCGUAAAGUGAAUUGUUAUUUCUAAUUGAACUUUUUUUCAAGAACAGAUUUCAGCCUCACAUACUAAGUAAAUACUGAUAAAUAAGGAAAUUAGAAAUUUAGUAUUCAUAAUUAAAUAUGCUCUAAAAUUUCUUAUACUUUUAUUUCCUGUUUAUUCUUAGGUAGAUUGGAAGGGGGAAACAGUCUGUUCUCCCUAAUUAAAUUUUUUCUAAUAACGAUUAGUAGAAUAAGGACAUUCUAUAUGACAGUGACAUUAAAAGAGGCUCUUUGGAAGUAUAUACAUUAUUAUUACAUAAUGUGUACAAGUCCUUUUGAAAUGACAACUUUAAUGGGUUUCAGCUCUUUUAUCUAGAGCUCGAGAUAAUUCAAGCUGAGUUUUUCAGGGCAUAUCACAACGGCAAAGUGUUCAGCAGUGGGAUAUCAAUGCUUAUUUACAUUUUCCUACUGCUAUUUAUAUAAAAUGUUAUUUCAUUCCAUUCAGAGGAUGCCUUUUAUCCCCACAUUAAAGCACAGAUCAUUAAGCAAUAAAAACCAAAUUGUCUGUCAUUCAAAUUAUAACUGCAGUUAUUUUUGCAUGGUAAGAGUGAGGUGCUAAUUUUGUGUGAGAUGAACUUUGUAAACUACUUUGGGAAAUGUUCUUUGGAAGUAAGGUUUUUUCCCCUUUAGUCUUAUGCUUCCACUUUUGUCUCAGAUUCACAAUCCAUUAAAACAUGGGGAAAAAAGAAAAGGUAAAAUUGAGAGACUUUUGUUAGAGGAGCUAUUUGGAAUGAACCAACAUUUCAGAUUUUCCAGAAUGUGAGUUAGGAAGUCUCCAUUGUCUCUGCAUUAACAAAAUACACUGUUACUAUCUUAAUCUCAAGAGUGUCAUUACAGUGAGAAUCUCAUUUAAAAGCAUACCAGUGAAAUUAAUAGCAGUGCUUAUCAAAGAACACUGAAAUCUGUGAGAAUCUUUCUAGGAGCGUUCUUUUCUUCUUUUAGUUCCAAGUUCCAGGGUAUUUUUCAUUCCUAGUAGGUUUAUAUGACUCACAGAAUGUGGACUUUUUUCCUGUUUGGAGUAUUUUUGUAAUGUAAGUAUCAGAUAGCUACACCACAGCAUGCAUAAAUUGCACAUUUUGUUUUACUUUCUUUAUAGAAUAUUUAAUUUCAAAAAUAUAAUUUAUGCCAAAAAAAGCAUACCUUUCAAUUUUGCUACUUGGUUGAUUUAGCACAAAAUGCAAAGUCUUGGGGCAGAGAGGGGGAGUGAAAAAAAUUUUAUAGGUAAUUGUUACAAAAAUGCCUGUCAGAAACCCUAAAGCUGCAUUGUAAAACAAAUGGUGUAAAUUAGUUUUGAAAAGUGGUAAGGAAUUGUGAAAAAAAUCUCAGACUUAAUGCUCUCUAACCACAUGAGUUUCUUCUUUUUUAUUUAGUAAUACGCUGCUACAUAUUUGGAGGUUCUGGUGUUUGUAGGUCACUGAACAGACAUUGAAAUCUGAUUUAUAUUGUAUAACUGUAACAUAGAAAGAAAAAGUAUUUAUAUUUUUUCUGUAAGAAUAUUUCAUUGAGUUGUGUAUAAUUUAAAUAAGAUUUGUCCCCAAAUGGUUUUGCUCACCUUGAUUUUUUUUGUUGUGAUUUUCUUGUUUUUGUAUAAUGUGUAUAGUUUAUGUCAAGGGCAUUAAAAGCCUCCUGAAGCAUAAUCUUAUCAAAGGGAUACAUUGUUAAUAAAAUGUACUUAAAAUUCUUAAA
Messenger RNA from Gorilla gorilla gorilla (western lowland gorilla), 10822 nucleotides. RefSeq names its product RPTOR independent companion of MTOR complex 2 (gene RICTOR). Gene Ontology annotation, cellular component: TORC2 complex. The transcript is spliced from 38 exons. The coding region runs from base 1326 to 6365 and encodes 1679 amino acids. Lineage: Eukaryota; Metazoa; Chordata; Mammalia; Primates; Hominidae. Gene Ontology annotation, biological process: TORC2 signaling; positive regulation of phosphatidylinositol 3-kinase/protein kinase B signal transduction. Gene Ontology annotation, molecular function: protein serine/threonine kinase activator activity. The record is from RefSeq and is a predicted model, not a curated record.